Molecule: messenger RNA, 1460 nt
Organism: Triplophysa rosa
Lineage: Eukaryota; Metazoa; Chordata; Actinopteri; Cypriniformes; Nemacheilidae
Gene: myoz2a
Product: myozenin 2a
Exons: 6
Coding region: 320-1099 (259 amino acids)
Cellular component (GO): Z disc; actin cytoskeleton
Molecular function (GO): FATZ binding; actin binding; telethonin binding
Source: RefSeq, a predicted model, not a curated record
UUUGUAUGGGAAAAAUGUGCCGUCCCAUUAUAAAAGCCUUCCAUCUGACAUUUUUGUCAUUACUUGGACAAUAUAAUAAACAACAGAAAUAUAUGUGAACACAAACUGCCACCUUUCCCUUUUCACCGGUUAAGAUUUGCAUGGUGUGACAUCACUCCCUCUGGCUGUGGUGUCUUGUCCGUUCGGGUCUAUAUCAGGCAUAUUGAUUCACAGGACCCUGUGGAAUAGCACGAGCGGUGCUGCCUUCGCUCGGACGUCACAUUUAAUAGCCAGAGGUUAUUUAAAGGCAUGUGCUAGCGUCAGCUUUUCAGCAGACAGCAUGUCUCAACAUUCUCUGAUGUCAACGCAGGAGCGGAAAAUGCAGGCGGCUGCCAUUUGUAGAGAGAUCCAUGCCACUGAUGAGCCAGAGAUGGAUCUGGGGAAGAAGGUUAGCGCACCAAGAGAAAUCAUGUUGGAGGAACUCUCCCUGGCAUCAAACAGGGGUUCCCGUCUCUUUAAGAUGCGGCAGAAACGCUCGGAGAAAUAUACCUUUGAAAGCAUUCAGAAUGAGGCCAACACACAACACAGUAACAAUGCCAUUUAUCCCGGACAAGACAUUUUAAGCAAUGUAAAUGAUCUCGGAAAUGACCAGGCACCAAAAACAGUCAACUCCGCUCCUAACCCUGAGAAUAUUGCCCCAGGUUAUGGUGGUCCUUUGAAGGACGUUCCAGCAGAAAAAUUCAACAGCACAGCCAUGCCCAGAUCUUACCAGUCUCCCUGGGAGCAGGCUCUCAUUAACGACCCCUCCCUGGCUGAUACACUGGUCGCCCAAGUGCCCAAACCCGAGCCCAGACAUGAGAUACCUCAAUUCAAGAGCUUCAACAGGGUUGCUAUUCCAUUCGGUGGCUUUGGCAAGGCACCCAAAGUCGCUGUUAAACCUCUUGAUGUGGAUCUGGGCAUUCCAAAACCCAUAACACCUGUAGCUGACCCCGUGAUCAAACGGCCCACCUUCAACAGAACAGCAUCAGGCUGGGUUAAUGACAGCGUACCCUUGAGGCUUCACCUGGAACCCAUAUCCUCCAUGUCUUCCACAUUUGCCCCAGAGUCUGAUGACCUCUGAGUAUUAUCCUUUGUUUUUGUGAGCUUCAUUGUCACUGGAAUACAGGUUGCACUUUUCUCCGAAUGUUUACUAUCAGGGAAAGUUGCAUUAUUGGUAUUGAUAUAUAGAAAAGCAAAAAUGACUCAAGCAUAGGUAAAUACUUUUUUAUUUCCAAAAGGAAAUUCUUUUAAAAAAGUAUGUUUUUCCCAAAUACUUUUCAGGGCUCUGUAGGACUCUAGAGUAAAGCAUGCGUUGCAAAUAUUUUAACAGAUUUGAAGUAUCUGAUUUUUUAUUGAAUUCACCCCAAGGCCGUGAUCCAUUUGCCAAAAUAAGAUUAUUAAAAUGUAGUGUACAUAUACAUGUAUAAAUUGCUGGUGACAUA